AUGUCAGACAUCUCGGAGCUCACCGACUUGUCUAGAUGUCCAAGUCCUGUCCCAGGGUACAACUACUACGCUUCUCCAAGGAAGUUCCUAGAAAGCAUGCCCGACCAUGCUGAGCCAAUAUCGCUCGAAGGAAAGGGCGGGUUCGGAGCUCUCGAUUCACUGGCGAUAGAGUUACGACAAGAGAUCUACGGCCUCGCGUUCGGUGUCGACGAGCCCGUCACAGUCAAAGAUUGCUGUAACCCUGGAAUGUCGGAGCGAAAGCGCAGGCAGUGCCCGAAACACGGUAGAGAUGUCAAAGCUGACGCCGGCCGGUUCAACAUUCUCCAGAUUUCGAAAGCGAUGAGGGAAGAGGCGAUGUGGGUCGUCUUCGGCAAAGGCUCUCUUCUGCUCAACACUGAAGAAUACAUGAGCAAGUACUUGUGUGGUUGGCGAUCGAAGAGUCUUCGUGGUAUCAGCAGCUUUAUGCAGCCCAGCUCACACAACAACCCAAUCUGGAACACGGUCAACCAAUUCCGCACCAUCAAGAUCAAGAUCUCUGAGGAGCAGCUCCGGUACGGCAAUCCGUACAUUUUUAUCGACCUUCUGGUAUGCAUGGUAUCGUUGCUUUGCAGGGGGCAGGAGGGCCUGACCGUCCCGAGGUCGGUGGAGGUGAACAUGGGAAGCUUCUUCCAUCAGAUGCUCCCUUUCAACGAGCACUCACAGCUCUGGGAUCGCUACGGCGAGUAUUUCGACUGGUUGUGUGUGCACUCUGAUACACAUCAACCUGAUCAUGACAAGCUUGCCGAAGGGGUGGCACACAACCUGCAGCGACUUACGGCAAUCAUCGGUAAGCAUUCUGGACGCGACCACUGGAAGAUCUUCGUGAAGACUGGGAUCGCUGAGGAGGAUGAGGGUGGUGCGAGGGCAUUGCAGAAUUUCUAUGUCGGCUGCGUGCAGCAUGGAAUGGAAUUCAAUCACUUAGACACUUGA
Molecule: messenger RNA, 969 nt
Organism: Alternaria atra
Lineage: Eukaryota; Fungi; Ascomycota; Dothideomycetes; Pleosporales; Pleosporaceae
Exons: 2
Coding region: 1-969 (322 amino acids)
Source: RefSeq, a predicted model, not a curated record